UGGGGGGCGGGGGGCAGGUAUCCGCGCGAGGCCGUGUCGACCUCGGCUUUCUCAACCGGUCGGGGGCCGCUCAGAGCACGUUAGCCCGCCGAAGCUAACCCCGUACGCGGCGGAAACCCCUUUUUCGGCCAGCCGGGAGCUCUUGACGUCGUCGGCGUGGAUUUCGAUUCGUGCGGCUCUUAUCGGCAGCACCCGCUGAGGCAUGUGGAGAGCGACUUUGGAGGCGCUCGGCGUUCUUCUGCUGGCCUUCCUGUUGGGGAAUGUCGCUUUAGCUUGGUAUCAGCUCAGCAAGCCCCGGACGGAGACCGAGACGGAGACGCGGGGGGCCGGCGAGGAGCCUCAGGAGCAGAGCUGCUUUUGCCAUCUGACGGGGGUGCUGGACGACUGUUUCUGCGAUGUGGAGAGCAUCGACGUCUUCAACAAUUUUAAACUUUACCCUCGCAUCAAAAAGCUGACGGAGCGCGACUACUUCCGCUACUACAAGGUCAACCUCAAGCGAGCGUGUCCCUUCUGGCCCGACGAUGGCCACUGCGCCAUCAAAGACUGCCACGUGGAGUCCUGUCCCGAGAGUCAGGUUCCUGCGGGCAUUAAGUCUGGGAAUUACAACAAGUAUUCGCAGGGCGGCGCCGACGUGAGCGACUGUCAGCAGGCGCAAGAGCUGGGGGCCAUCAACAGCACUCUCAGCAAUCAGAGCAAAGAGGCGUUUGCCGACUGGGCGCGGCACGACGACGCCCAGGAUCGUUUCUGCGAGCUGGACGAUGAGUCGUCCCCGGACGCCGAAUACGUGGACCUGCUCCUCAACCCGGAACGCUACACGGGAUACAAAGGCCCGUCGGCGUGGAGGGUCUGGAACAGCAUUUAUGAGGAGAACUGCUUCAAGCCCAGGUCCGUGUACCGACCUCUGAACCCUCUGGUCCCAAGCGGAGGAGACGACGGCGAGGGCUUCUACAAGUGGCUGGAAGGUUUGUGUUUGGAGAAGCGGGUCUUCUACCGCCUGAUCUCGGGCCUUCACAGCAGCAUCAACAUCCACCUGUGCGCCGAGUACCUGCUGGACGAGGGUUGGGGCAGGUCGCUGUGGGGUCCCAACGCCGAGGAGUUCCGCUGGCGUUUCGACCGGGCCGAGACCAAGGGCGAGGGCACGCGGCGCCUGAAGAACUUGUACUUCCUGUAUCUGAUGGAGCUGCGGGCGCUCUCCAAGGUGGCGCCGUACUUUGAGCGCGCCGCCGUCGACUUGUACACGGGGGGCGGGCGCGAGGACGCCGACACCAAAGAGCUGCUGCUGCAAGUCUUCGGCGAGAUCAAGAUGUUCCCCAUGCACUUUGACGAGAAGUCCAUGUUUGCUGGGCGCGAGAAGGAAGCCAAAAGCCUCAAGGAGGAGUUCCGCCUUCAUUUCAAGAACAUCUCCCGCAUCAUGGAUUGCGUGGGCUGCAGCAAAUGCCGACUGUGGGGAAAACUGCAGACCCAAGGCCUGGGCACGGCCCUGAAGAUCCUGUUCUCGGAGAGACGGAUCAAGAACCUCACGGAACGUUCGGCCUCCAAGGGCUUCCAGCUCACUCGCCAGGAAGUCGUCGCCUUGAUCAAUGGUUUUGCCAGGCUGUCGUCCAGCAUCUACGAGCUGCACAACUUCCGGCUGCUGCUGAAGGAGAGCGGCAGGUAGCGGGUGGAGGAGCUGACGAGCCCCCCCCCCCCCCCCCCCCCCUCCUCAAGGUCGGCACUCAAAAUGGACGUGCGUGAGGGGACACUUGUUCAUCAUUCAGGGAGGGGAAGCCACCCCUUCCC
Molecule: messenger RNA, 1779 nt
Organism: Hippocampus zosterae (dwarf seahorse)
Lineage: Eukaryota; Metazoa; Chordata; Actinopteri; Syngnathiformes; Syngnathidae
Gene: ero1b
Product: endoplasmic reticulum oxidoreductase 1 beta
Exons: 16
Coding region: 203-1657 (484 amino acids)
Biological process (GO): protein folding in endoplasmic reticulum
Cellular component (GO): endoplasmic reticulum; endoplasmic reticulum membrane
Molecular function (GO): FAD binding; thiol oxidase activity; protein-disulfide reductase activity
Source: RefSeq, a predicted model, not a curated record